Fusarium pseudograminearum CS3096 is the source of this 1716-nucleotide messenger RNA. RefSeq lists its product as uncharacterized. The record is from RefSeq and is a predicted model, not a curated record. Gene Ontology annotation, molecular function: mRNA binding. The transcript has a single exon. Bases 1 to 1716 code for a protein of 571 amino acids. Lineage: Eukaryota; Fungi; Ascomycota; Sordariomycetes; Hypocreales; Nectriaceae.
AUGAAGGUUUAUCAGAGUGCACCAACUCCUGACCCAGCAAGGAUCGUAUCUCCAACUGUCCAACAUUCCGAGCGCGCAAGCCUCUCUCCAUCGUCCAGCGGUUCACCAGACACUGUAGUCGCGCAUACGACCGCAUCAUUUAUCACAAAUCUAGCAGCAUCUACCGCGACACCGUCAGCCAUGACUAUGCCCAGCUAUCUUCCUACCGCCCAUGACUUCAGGCCGACUCAAGCCUCGGGAUCAGCAUACAACUCGAACAUGUAUGACGUCCCUCGAUAUGCCCUCCCAGUGUUCCCAUCUCCUACCGUGUGCGUCAAGAUCCGGCGCCUGCCGCUCAAUACCACAGAGGAGAGCCUGAGACUCAUGGCCUUUUUCUCACAAGAACUCGUUGAUGCAGAGGUACUUCCUGUGGAACAAUCAGAAGACGCCGGGUUCUGCUCAGCUCACAUGCGAUUCCGAUCAAUGGAGGGAGCACAGCAGGCCAAAACUAUGCUUGAUGGCCGUUUGAACAUCUCCAACGAUGCCAAGAUGGUUGUCGAGAUUAAGUCUGAUACCUCCCCAUUCUCACAGCGAUAUUCCACAGAUCCCUUGUCGGCGAACAAUUCGGGCUCACCAGCUUCGGCUGCGUCAGCAUCAUCUGUAAUUGGGUCAGGUCAGGCUUCAAGAUUCAAUGGUGGUUACCACGCGCUUGACAACCUCUCCCCCCAGACAAGCCACGCUUACACCGGGCACGAACUUCCCAGACCAAUUUCGAAUGUUGAUAUCAGAGACAUGUUCUCUCCGCAGUCUCCCAUCGGCGCCCACCUAGAUAACCCUGGUAGGAUGAGCGGAAAGGACCUCAUCGCUCAUGACUCUGCUGCAGAUGACGAAACGAGCAAUCUUUUGAGCGACCCCCUAGCAUAUGCUGACAUCAACAACACGGCUCCUCAGCGCAGAGCCACAGCGCCUCAAAUUCCCAUCAGCAAUAUGGCUUCGCUGUCACUGAACACGAACAACAUGCCACCACUAGGUCCCUCAUCUUUACCUCAAUUCAGCAACAACAUGCCGGCCCAGUCAGGCCCAAUGUCUCCCUUGGAUAAGGGCUCCAUGAAUCGUUUCCAACAAGGCUUCCACCGACAAAACAUUCCUGCAGCUAACCCAGCCGACCAGAACCCGCCCUGCAAUACCCUCUAUGUUGGUAACCUUCCCGGCGACGCGUCCGAGGAGGAACUCAAGACCCUCUUUUCGAAUGCACGUGGUUACAAACGCCUCUGUUUCCGAACCAAACAAAACGGGCCCAUGUGUUUUGUUGAGUUCGACGACGUUUCGUGCGCUACAAAGGCACUCAGCGACUUCUACGGGACGCCGUUACACAACAGCACGAAAGGCGGAAUUCGUCUCAGCUUCUCUAAAAACCCACUUGGUGUCCGGUCUGGCCAGACCCCUUCACACAACAAUUCCAACGCGAUGGGUGGACAAGCACACAUGUCAGGCUCCACGAGUGGUUUCGGGUCGGCAAACAGGCCACCUCCUGGACUUUCUGCGCCUCCGGGGCUCGGAACUGGUCGCUCUUAUCCCUACAUGAACCCAGGCCACAGUAACGGCGCAUUGGAUUCCGUUGCAAGCUACGGCUGGAAUACACCAGCGUACAGUGAACACAAUGACUCCAGAAGAAGAAGGCCUAUGUUUUCUGGAAACCCUAAUCCUCGCUACAACAAUUACAUGUUUGGGAAAUGA